Myripristis murdjan (pinecone soldierfish) is the source of this 2469-nucleotide messenger RNA. RefSeq names its product 6-phosphofructo-2-kinase/fructose-2,6-biphosphatase 4a (gene pfkfb4a). NCBI's taxonomy places the organism in Eukaryota, Metazoa, Chordata, Actinopteri, Holocentriformes, Holocentridae. The record is from RefSeq and is a predicted model, not a curated record. Gene Ontology annotation, biological process: fructose metabolic process; fructose 2,6-bisphosphate metabolic process. Gene Ontology annotation, cellular component: cytosol. Gene Ontology annotation, molecular function: 6-phosphofructo-2-kinase activity; fructose-2,6-bisphosphate 2-phosphatase activity; ATP binding.
AUUGAUUACGGCCCUCGGAUGGUCUCACACCAUGUGACAGGAGCAGAGGAGAGCCAGACCUCUUCACCAUCACCACCGAGUAGCGCGGAUGAAAGACCGAUCACCUUCAGAGCAGCAUCAGAGGAAAAGGCCCCGUGUUCCCACCGAGGCCGCCUCCGAUUCACCGCCACCCGGGAUGGAGGACGAAACGCCGCCAAUCCGCGGGAAUUGACCCAAAACCCCCUCAAGAAGAUCUGGGUGCCCUGUAAAAACGGCCUUCCUGAGAAACACAUUUCUCAAAGAAAGGUAUGUAUGACGAAUUGUCCGACCCUGAUCGUGACUGUGGGCCUUCCUGCCAGAGGGAAGACCUACAUCUCCAAGAAGCUGACGCGCUAUCUCAACUGGAUUGGAGUCCCCACCAGAGAGUUCAAUGUUGGGCAAUACAGGAGGGAGUAUGUGAAGAUCUACAAGUCUUUCGAGUUCUUCCGUCCAGAUAAUGAAGAGGGGUUAAAGAUCAGACAACAGUGUGCUUCAGCGGCGUUGAAUGACGUGCGACAAUACCUCACCGAUGAAGGAGGCCAAGUGGCGGUUUUCGAUGCGACAAACACCACCAGAGAAAGGAGGGAGACCAUCAUCCAGUUUGCCGAGCAGAAUGGCUUCAAGGUUUUCUUUGUGGAGUCUGUGUGUGAAGACCCUGAUGUCAUCCAGGAGAACAUAGUGCAAGUGAAGCUGGGCAGCCCCGACUACACCAACUGUAACACGGAGGAGGCCGUGGAAGACUUUAUGAAGAGGAUCAAGUGCUAUGAAAACUCCUAUGAAACUCUGGAUGAAAGUCUGGACAGGGAUCUCUCCUACAUUAAGAUCAUGGACGUGGGCCGGCGCUUCCUGGUGAACCGGGUGUUGGACCACAUCCAGAGUCGGAUCGUCUACUACCUCAUGAACAUCCACAUCACGCCGCGCUCCAUCUACCUGUGCCGCCACGGCGAGAGCGAGCUCAACGUCAAGGGUCGCAUCGGAGGAGACUCGGGCCUGUCAGCCAGGGGCAAAGAGUUUGCAAGGUUCCUGGGCCAGUUCAUCCAGGAGCAGGGCAUCAGCGACCUGAAGGUUUGGACCAGCCAGAUGAAGAGAACCAUCCAGACGGCCGAGGCUCUCAACGUGCCCUAUGAGCAGUGGAAGGUCCUCAAUGAGAUCGACGCGGGUGUGUGUGAGGAGAUGAUGUAUGAAGAGAUCCAGGAGAACUAUCCCCUGGAGUUUGCCCUGAGGGACCAGGACAAAUAUCGCUAUCGUUACCCCAAAGGAGAGUCUUACGAGGACCUGGUGCAGCGUCUGGAGCCGGUCAUCAUGGAGCUGGAGAGGCAGGAGAACGUGCUGGUCAUCUGUCACCAGGCCGUCAUGCGCUGCCUGCUGGCCUACUUCCUGGACAAGACAGCAGAGGAGCUGCCUUACUUGAAGUGCCCGCUGCACACUGUGCUGAAGCUAACACCAGUGGCCUAUGGCUGUAAAGUCGAGUCCAUCAGCCUCAAUGUGGACGCAGUGAACACUCACCGAGACAGACCGGAGAACGUAGAGGUGUCACGGAUGUCAGAGGAGGCUUUGCUAACAGUGCCAGCUCACCAAUGAGGCAGUGUCACCCUCUCUCACCUCCCUUCACACACACCCCCAAACCCCUUUACCCUCCUUUACCCCCCUCCCCCUUGUACCCGGCUUCCUCAGCCACAAACCCACCCAACCAAGCGACUCUAGCUUUCUGCUCCACCUUCCUCUGACUGGAUUAGUUUCCACACUUGUCUGUUUCCCCCUCCUCUUACAUUUUAGGACUUGAUAGUAUGGUGGUAAUUAACUGGAAUCCAGUUUAUAAUUUUUGACUAUUAUCUUUAUGGCACAGUUCAUCGAGUGUCAUAUGCAUUUUCUCAUUUUUGGAGAAUGACUGAAAAGCCAAUGAAGGUUUUUGUGAAUCACUACUGUACUCGGAACUGUGACGCAAUGAAGCUACGGCACUUUUCAUUUGAAAUGACAUAAGUUUGAAGUAGUAUUAAUAAGUGGUAGUUUACUUUCUGAGUACUUUUGUCUCUGGAUCCACAAUGUUGAUUUUGAUCAGUGUCUUGUAUACUUUAUAUGUACUGUGGUAAGAAUCACUAAACUGUAAUCUGCUGACAUGUCUUAGUAUUACAGUGUUGCACAAAAUGAAACAAUGUUGUGCAUUUGCCACAUUUUGCACAUAAAGAGCAGUUUAAUUUUUUUAGUUCUCUCUAUAAUUUCUUCCAUUAGUUUAUUUCUAUUUUUAGGAUAUCUGAAAUUAAGUUUCACCAACAAUCUUGUAUGAAGAAAAUCAUAGCGGCACAGAAGUGCUUUGCUUUAUUGUUGUCUUUCCUCCAGUAAUGUGAAGGGUCUUGUCUUCAUGUCAUUGGUCAGAAAUAAGAGGAAGUCAUUUCUGUUUACUGUCUCUGAAUAAACUCAACUUGACCAGUGCUGCUGCACGUCAUGCAUCCA